AUUAUAUAGCGUCUAAUGUUAGGAGUGAUACGAUGGUUAAUGAAAUGGAAAGCAUGUGGAAAGAAAUGGUAAAUUCUUGGUUAUAAGGUAUUACCCAGGCAAUUGCCUAAGGGAGCCUUGGGAGACCACGAAAGUCUGUCAUGAAGGUCAUUAUUCGGGCCGAGGCUGAGAAUUGAAGCUGGGACCUUCCAAUUACGAGUCAGGAAUGCUAAAUACUUGCCCGCGACUUUCGGCGUCUUAUUCUCUAACAUUGCCGGAAAUUAAAUUAUUCUCUUGAACAGAGUGGUUUUCCAUUGUUGAAAGCAUUUGUACAACAUGCUGUUGAUAGAAAGGAGAACCAUGUACACAUUAUUUGUUAUGAGCAUCCUACAGGAAAGAUGAAAAAUGGUUUGAAGAAUAGUGGUGAAGAUCAUGUGCAUUUUCAUGAUUGUUUUACAGACCAUCGGGGCUGGAUUGAGAGUCAGAAGAAGGAAAACAUUAAAUCUGGUGUUAACACAAGAGGCAAUAGCCUAUUGUCUGUUUUACAAAGUUCACUGGUCACAAGUACAAAUGACUGUGUUGUAAUUAUUGACUCUUUGAUGCCUCUCAUCUACUAUAAUGGCUUCACAAAAUGCUAUCGUGAACUUCAUUCUCUGCUUACCAAAUCUGUAAAUGGAUUAGCUGUAUCACAGGUUGUAUGCCUGGUUCAUAAAGAUACAUUACCUGAUGCGCAUGCAGCAUUGCCACAACUGUGCCAUCUUGCAGCUACUAUUGUCAGAGUUGGCCCAUUCACACAAUCUUCAAGAGGAAACCCCAUUGCCCAUAUAAUACAUAAAAAACAAGGAGGAAAAGUGUUAAAACGGGCAGAAUAUUAUUUCAUAGAUGCAGAUAACAGAGUGAAGUCCGAAGACUUGACAGUGGUUGUACCAACCACCACAGGAAUGAAUAAAGAGAUGAUUGAUGACAGUAACUUGCCACAGAACUUGACAACAUUCAAGCUGAGUCUUGGUCAGCAAGAAAAGCAAGCCAGGAGUCAGCUUGUUUUGCCAUAUCUCAGAAGGGUAAACAGCGAGAAGGGAGGAGAAGUGUUCUACCAGCCUGAUGCUGCAGAUGAUUGGGAUGAAGAGGAUCCAGAUGAUGAUUUGGAUAUAUGAGGAAAUUGCUGUGUAUACUCAAUGAUUUCAGUGGGUGUCUAUAGUGAACAGAAAAUUUCAGUCUUUCCAGUUUCUGACAAACUGCAUUGUAUAGUUGUAGACUGUAUUGCUGACAUUUUUGAGAUCCUUAGUGUAUCCAUCUUCAAGGUGAAGUGAAUACUAAUACUUAUGGUGAUCAUUAUGAUAGAGUAGUAAUGUUUAUCAGAUCAUUUAUUUUUGUGAGGUUUGUGAUUUAUGUAAUGCAGAGGUGUAAAUUUCAGCUGUGGGCAGAUGACAUUUGUAAGACUUAAAACUUUUACAAUAUGUGAAUGUUAUAAAAUUUUCUUGGGUGAUUAGCCAUGUCAGUGUUGAGUCAUAUGCCAAUGUUUCAGAGACUAGCUUUGGCUACAUCAUCUGAUUAAGGAAUGACCAAAUUUUCUAAUAUAUGUAUGUCAAUAUU
Zootermopsis nevadensis is the source of this 1572-nucleotide messenger RNA. The record is from RefSeq and is a predicted model, not a curated record. Lineage: Eukaryota; Metazoa; Arthropoda; Insecta; Blattodea; Termopsidae.